CUGAUGGAUGUGCAGAACUUGCGAAUCGAGGAGCUCUUGCAGAAGAUCAAGCAGCAGCAGUACAAGCUGGACAAGCAGAAUCUGCAGAUUAAAAGCCUGCAGAGCAAGGUCAAUCUACUGAUCCCCUUACACCUGAAGGACAACAAAACGCAGUCUCCGAAGUGGAAGAUAAACCUGAAGAAGAGCCUCAGCCUCACCAACCAGAGCCAGAACGCUAGUGGGGAGCCAGUCCUGACGCAGAAGCUCCCGGAGGAUUGCCACCAGCUCUUCCUGGACGGGCAGCAAAGCAGCGGUGUUUUCCAAGUGCAGCCUACAGGGUCUCAGCCCUUCAAAGUCUACUGUGACAUGACUGCAGAAGGUGGCUGGACAGUGAUCCAGAGGCGCACAGAUGGCUCUGUGGACUUUGACCAGCUUUGGGAUGCCUACAAGAAUGGCUUUGGAGACCUUCGUGGUGACUUCUGGCUGGGCCUGGAGAAGAUACAUCACCUUGUCCAAGAGGGAAGAUACGAUCUCCUGAUUGAGCUGGAAGACUGGGAGGGAAAUUCCCAGGUGGUUCAAUUUGUCUUCAGCCUUGGUGGUGAGAGCACAGCCUACAUGCUCAACCUGCUGGGACCUCUGUCUGGAGAGCUGGAAAAUGCCAUCGGGGACUUCAGGCAGCUGCCCUUCUCCACUCGGGAUCGCGACCACGACCUCAAAGCUGACACAAACUGUGCCAAACACCUCUCAGGUGGCUGGUGGUUCAGCACCUGUGGCCAUGCCAACCUCAAUGGGAAGUACUUCCGCUCCAUCCCCCGCCAGAGGCACGAGCGCAAGCAGGGCAUCUUCUGGAAGACAUGGAAAGGCAGGUAUUACCCACUGAAGUCAACCACCAUGAAAAUCCAACCUGCAGCACUGGAAGCAGAGCCCUAAAGCUGCCACUUGAGACUUGACCUUCUCUGUGGAGCACAGACCUGAGCUCCAUCACUUGGUGUUUACAGAAAACAAACCCACCCUCCCCAGGAAGUCCCCCGAGGAGCAUUUCUCGUUAGCAGCCCUUUAGUGGCAUGACACAGCUCCUCGCUGUAAGUAAAACAGCUCCAUGUUGCUGAAACCCCUGGAUGGGAGCUCCCAAACCAGAAGAGGAGCCACCAGCAGGGAGAUCCACCUCCAGAGCAUGCACAAGGGUCUUCCAACCUGCCACAUGCUGCUGUGGCAAAUUCAAGUUGUCUGGUGCUUUCUGUCCUGUCUGAACACUUCUGUGCUGGUUUUGAUGGGCUGGGGGGAAGGGGAGCACAUUGAAGUGUUUCGCUACCCUGGACCCAAGCGUUGGGUACGGAGCCUUGCUGUGUCCUGUCUCUCAUUGCUGUUCCCAAAUGUUGUCCUAUGUACCCUUCUGUGAAAGCCCCCAGAGCCUCCUUCCCCAGCUGGUGCCAUGGGGCAGUGAGCCUUGGGCAGCUCCAUCUGCACAGCCCCUGCUCUGGUGACUUCAACGAGCUGAGAAUAUGGGUUUUGAUGGGAAGACUGAAGGACACCCUGUGCAGAAGGGGACCUCAGGCUCACUUGGCUUCUCUGGCCCCCAUGGCUUCAAAGCCCUGUAUUUCUGGCUGUACUGGAAUUUGCUGGGAGCUGGGGAAACCGCUUCCAGCUCCAGGAGACGAUGGGUGGGAUCCUGCAGCCGGUUGCAUGAGGGCCAGAUCCUGG
Aptenodytes forsteri (emperor penguin) is the source of this 1680-nucleotide messenger RNA. RefSeq names its product angiopoietin like 4 (gene ANGPTL4). The transcript is spliced from 6 exons. Gene Ontology annotation, molecular function: enzyme inhibitor activity. The coding region runs from base 4 to 909 and encodes 301 amino acids. The record is from RefSeq and is a predicted model, not a curated record. NCBI's taxonomy places the organism in Eukaryota, Metazoa, Chordata, Aves, Sphenisciformes, Spheniscidae. Gene Ontology annotation, biological process: triglyceride homeostasis.